Stereum hirsutum FP-91666 SS1 is the source of this 6164-nucleotide messenger RNA. RefSeq lists its product as uncharacterized. The transcript is spliced from 7 exons. Gene Ontology annotation, molecular function: protein binding. The coding region runs from base 275 to 5530 and encodes 1751 amino acids. Lineage: Eukaryota; Fungi; Basidiomycota; Agaricomycetes; Russulales; Stereaceae. The record is from RefSeq and is a predicted model, not a curated record.
CAAAGUCACUCGUUCACCCCUUCUUGCUUCCCUUUCUUCAUCUCUUUUCAAGGCGACCCUAGGACCUUCAAGCUAGCACUAGAAAUAUCUUUUAUUCUUUUCUAUUCUGAAGACAUCGAAUCUAGGAACAGUUCCCGAUACCUAGUUCGAAUUUGGCGGCGGCAUCUUUACAUCUGUUUUGGAUUCGCUCCCGCUCUAACAUCCAAUUUGUGCCUGACUUCGCUCGUUCUCACCACUGACCACGACCAACCGGUGCUGGUGGCGGACAACAACAAUGGACGCUGCAGAACUUGCACGCUGGACGCGCUUCGCGGGGAAGGGAGGUAUAGGCAAAGGGACAGCGGUGCAGGAUUGUGUGGCAAAGAAUCCAGAGGACCUCAUGUUCCUAAAGGAUGACGAGAUCGUCGUACUCAUGCAAAUCAAAGACCAAAAGGACGUUUUUCUCGGGUACUGCGAAGGUGUAGUGGGUCGCUUUGAUGGCUCCUACGUCCGCAUGCACGGGAAGCUCAAAACUCCCGUCAUGACCAAACGAUCGUCGUCUUCUCGAGCCUCCAGCUCCCUCUCCGUCUCCCAACGCCACACAUCAACAUCACAAUCUCCCGUCCCGUCCCUCGCCGACGCCAUCUCCCUCCGCGCGAUGGUCUCAUCCCCAAAUCCCCCACGGUCGCCGGCCUUCUCCACAUCAUCCAUCCCUUCUAUUGCGGACUCGAACGCUACCAUCGGCACGGUCCACGGUCACCGGCUUCACCCGGGUGCAAGUUAUUCUUCGUCUUCCUCGGCACAAGAGUCGGCCUCGCCACAGACCCCGAAUUACUAUAAUCAAUCGUUCACGAGCGACGAGAGCCCAAAACACCCUGGGAUGCAACGGGAGGUGCCGUUACGGGAUGAUUCGAUGGACCUGCCUUCACCUUCGAGCAGUCAGUAUUCGGACCGUGAUCAACGUCCCGUGACCCCCCCUUCAUCAACGCAGAGCCCGGGCAUCGUCGCAUCACCGACUUCGACGGGAUUGUCGACGCCACCGGCGGCUUCUGCGCCAAUGCCAUCUCCAUAUAGUCCGCCACGAGACGGCACACAAGAUUUGGCUGCGCCCCUUUCGUCUUCUGUGAACGGACUUUCGGCCAUUUCUCCCGCCCGAACGGAUUUUUCGAAUACUUCGUCGGGUGGCGCGUUCGACGACAGCACAGAUGCGCGCAUGUCGGUCGCGUCGGACGGUGUCAUGGGCAUCGGUCUUUCGUUGCUUCAGAAUUUCGCUAAUGGAGGAGACGGGGACGAUGCGUCGUUCAUGUCGCGGAGUGAAACGUCGACGCCUGAACCUGAAGAACGAGCCGAAUCACCAUCGAUGGAGUCGCAAUCGCACGAAUCCACGGUCGGCGGGCACGAUAAUUAUACUACAAAGUAUACAACCCCUCAAGAAUUGGCACCUAUUCCAUCACACACCGAACCUGAACCUGAAUCUGCCGAACCCGAACUCGAACCGUCGCAAGAAGCUGUCGCCCCCUCCCCGCCACCAGAAGCCAACGAACGCCGCAACUCCCUCCAGCCCUCACUCAACCCAUCCGAGGCCUCGUCAUUCGACCCAGAAGACUGGGAAGGCGCCUCGGAUAUCUACGACGACUACCGAUACUCCCGCAUGUCCAUGGCCUCGAAAAUGUCCCGCUUCUCUCGCAUGUCGAAGGUGUCGGUCUUCACAGGUGGAGGAGGCGGCAGUGGUGGUAGGGAGAGAGACGGAUCUGUGUCUGCGGCGGGGUUGCCGUACCCGCCGCCUGUGCCGCCGACGUUCGAAAGGUCAUAUUCAGCAGAUUCAUUCAGGUCGGGCCAGCCGAAUUUCCUACCGAAACCGGGGAUGGAGAGUCCUCUUUCGGAGGGAGCCAGACGACAUACACAGGCGGCGCCGUCGCAGGACUCUGGACGUCCUUCGUUCGUUUCGACUUCUACGAGGGAUGAACCAGAGAUACAGCAAGAUCAGGACGAGGACGAGACACCUCGGGCUCUCAAUAUCGAGACGGCUAUCCAGGCUAACGUUCGGCAGUCGGAUGCGUCACAAUAUUCCAUUCAGUCCCCCAUCACUCCGUCUGAACCAUCACCGUCGGCGGAAGCCCCUGAUGCCCACGACGAUUCCGAGUCCGUGCAGUUUGCGAGAGCUAGACCGGCACCUUUGGAGUUCGCCACCUCGCCCCUUUUGCAUGCUACGUUUGGAGGAUCGCCUGGUUUUUCGCCCGCUAUGCAUACGGGGUAUACAGGAUCGACUGGAUCCGAGGUGGCUUCUCCUCCAUACUCCGCUACGUCGUUCGAGGAUCGAGAAGCUCAAGGUCAAGGCAAUUUGGGUGGCGCGGCCUCAGCACUGAGACAGAAGAUCGAGAUCGAGCGGAAUGCCAACAGUCCUGUUCCUCCAUCAGAAGCUGCAGGCAAGGCCCCUCAAGACCAAGAACGACGGGAAACCCGUGAAAUAGUUAUCGACGACGACGAGCAGUCCCAGGACGAGGAAGAAGAAGGCGAAGACGAGACCGUCAUAUCGCCCCAAGCAGGACCGAGCCGUGCCAACUCGACCUCCACAUCCUCUCAUUCCCACCACGGCCAGCUCAACGUUCCUCCAGCCAAUACGUAUCCCUCCGAGAAAAAGCGUGCACCACUCAUCGUAGUCAAUCCAGCACCUCCGCCCCCACCUUACUCGCCUUCCCUUGUUCCUACAUCCCCAGACCCAGAAUCCACCCCACCGGUCACCCCAAUGACACCAGCCACACCCAUAUCGCCCAUGCCCGAGCCUCAACAUCAGCAGUCCCCCCUCCCAUCUCCUCAAGUCCAGUCGUUCUCCAGGCCUCCAUCAGCACCUUCGACGCCUCAAGACGGCUCCUUCCCUCAGUCCCGUCAAAGCCUCUUCAUGCCCCACCCAAACGCACCGAAGCCUACACCAGGACCUAUGGCCUUCGGACCGACCUACGGCCGCAAACAGCUUAUUCCACCACAUAUGCUCCAACAAAUGCAGCUCCAAAAUGCAGCAGCGCCGUUCGUUGUUCCAGGUAUUCCAGGAGGUCCGAUGGGCCCCGGUGCCGGUGGUCCCGGUCCGAUAGGAUCACCGGGCAACGGACCAAACCUGAUGAAUACCUCGAGUCAGACGAUGAGGGUGGCUCAGGCGCAUAGAGCGAGGACGGUCUAUGGGUUGACGCAGGGCGAGCUGGGGACAUCGAUGGGUCCGGUGCCGAUCGUGUUUUCGUUGGAACCGUUGAAUAAUAUUCCGGCGUUGAGGUUGGGGUUGGCGAGGAGGGGUACUGGUACUGGGGAUGGUGCUGCACCUGGAGUAGGAGGCAGUUUGGCCCAGCCUGUACCCACCGAUGGUGGUCGGCGUUCGGGGGAAGACUCGAGGCCAAAUGGAGAAAGAGAGGAGGGAGGGAUGAAAGCAAGUGAGAGUGGGAACGUGAUUCCGAGAGCGAACUUUUUCCCGAAGACUUCUGGGGCAAGACCUCGGUCGAGGUCGUUCUCUGGCUUUGACUCGACUGUUGCAGAGUCGACCAUACCACAGGAAAGCCCCGAUGGUUCUAUCAAGAUCCCAGCUGCUCAAGAACGCACGGUUCGAACAUCACUGCCCAGUCAGCGACCACCUGUCAUUCCUUCAGCUUCCACAGCCCGCCAAUCGACGGGAAACCACCGCAUUAAUGCGCCUCGGGAACAUAGACCCUCACCUCUGGCUAUGGCGCAGCCCAUCGUGUCUGCAAGCAGUGUACCCUCUUCUCCUGCCACUGCAGUGCCACCUCGCGCCCUUAAUGGACGGCCAUCGAUCUCUUCGCUGCACUCGCCAUCUUCUGGUCCCGGGAAUUCCAAUCUUCGAAAAUCCGUCUCGACAUCUGCUCUGGUGCAGGGUCAAACCAGCCCCAGUUCUCCGUUACCCUCAGUGCCCGCACAACCUCCAUGGGCUCACCGUCCACGAGAUGAUUCCAUCGGCGAAAGCAUUUCGUCUCGAGUCUCCUCUGCUUCACAAUACAGCCGCGAUGCUCCUCCCCUCAAUAUUCCCGCCUCUAAACCCUCGCUCGACUCUUCGGCGUCUCAAUCAUCACCAAAGUCUUCUAGGCGGAGGCAAGGGUCGAUCGAUACAGUCGCUUCGCAGUAUACGAACGGCGACGCAAGGUCUUCUCCAACUCCAGGCAGCGGCCCUGUAGCUCGCAAUACUUCGCUGCGAUCUAAACUCUCGCUUGGUCACCUACGUUCAAGACCUAGCCUCCAGACCUCGCGGGACGAAAGUAUGACCAGCGAAUCGCUUCACGAGACCAUUCAAGUCGAGGACAUGGACUUCGAGCUCGUCAAGCCGAACAUCCAUCGUGAACACGGUCGUGCUUCCGAAGACUCGGUCGUCAGCCACAGCCCCAAUACUUCGACAGGGCCCGGAUUAGGAGCUAGGAAGAAAUCGUCCGAGGCUCCAACGUCGGAUCUGGCUGCGUUUCUGCGAUCCACGAGUCCGGGUGGCUCAAAUUACAAACCCGGCGGCAUGCCCCCAAGCCCUCAUUCCCCGGGCGACCCCAUGUCAAAUCCUAAUCUGCUCUCGGAACCGGCCCAUCCUUCCAAGGCCUCUGCCAACAAAACUGGCGUCGAAGCCCACCGGAAUCGCGAACUUAAAUGGAUCAACGCUAUCUCGUCUACGCCAUCCUCCCAGGCCCGUAAGAGCAAGAAGUUCAAGAAAUUGGUGUACGAGGGCGUUCCAGGGUCGGUAAGAUAUCAGGUGUGGGCACAUCUGGCGGAUAGUAAGGCGAAGAGGAUAGAAGGGUUGUAUGCGCAGUUGGGUAAAAGGGGGGAUGUGGCAGCGAAGGAUCUGAUUGUGGCUGAUGCGAAGUCUUGUUUUGCGAAUGCGAGGGGAAGACUGGGGGAGCCGGAUGGGCCUGUUGUCUCGCUGUUGCAGGCGUAUCUGACCAUGGUGCCGGAUAUUCAGUACCACCGAGGCUUGACGGUCAUUGCUGGGCAACUUCUGAUGCACGCCCCCGAGGAAGACGCGUUCUGGAUCUUCAUCUCUAUGAUGGAUACACACUUGCGAUCGUACUUCGCCGCUAAUGCGAUCCAGAUGGAUGUUGACGCGUCAUUGUUCGUGAAGGCCGUCGAGUCCGCAGACCCUUCUGUGGCUAAGAAGCUUUUCACCGACAUGAGCAUUUCCCCUGUCAUGGUCUGUCGGCCUUGGUUCGCUUCCCUAUUUGCGGAGUCGCUGCCGACAGAGUACUUUGAACGCGUGUGGGAUAUCUUCCUCUGCGAGGGUGUUCCCUAUCUUUUCCGUGUAGGCCUCGCGCUCAUAACAUGUUGUCGCCGUCGCCUUCUUGACUGCAACUCAGAGGAAGCCGUUCUCCAAGUCUUACACCACCCUCCACCCAUACUGCUCUCUUCCACUGCUGACAUUCUCGUCGAGCUUGCCAACUCUGUCAAAUUGAAGGAUGACGACGUGCGGAAGCAAAGGACAAAGAUGGAGGCGCAGAUCAAGAGGCAAGCGCAGCAGCAGCAGACGAGGGGGCUCUUGGCCAAUUCGGGCGGAGGUCCAGCGAUUUCCUUACCCCGGUAACUUCAAAAUCAUCCCACUUGUCGCUCCUUCCUUUGCUAUGCUUUGACUACGUUUUAGCUGUUCGCGCAUUCAAUUCCUUCACCAGCAUUUCAUUGUCCGUUCAUCGCUUUGUUGCAUACGCAUAUAACUUAAAGAAAUUACCUUUCAUACUUUUCUUGCUUUCCAGUUAUUAUACAUACCCCAUGAUUCAUGGGGUCCCAAUCUUCAGCCAGCCCCGCCCUGCAUACUCACAUCACUAAGCAUCUUCCAUUUUCUACAUUUUUCCAUCGAUGGACAGCACUUGGAUGGUCAAUCGGCUCAACAUCUUCAACUGGCAGCUUGUAUAUAGAGGUUUCUCUCUUCGCGUUCCCUCUUUUACCCUGUUCGUUUGACUUCCCCUGUUCAAAGACUUCGCUUGAUUAUGGGCUUCCGUUCCAUUUCGUUGUCGUAUACUUAUUCACUGGCUUUCUUGGCUCCCAUAUACAACCCGCUCGGUUCUCCUUAGCUUAUUUCUCAAGUUCGUCCUCGCUGGCUCGUCCGUUCUUUCUAAAUACCUCAACUCGAUCCCCGAUACCUUUCCUAUAUCAUCUUUUUCUCCAUAUACCUUCAUACAUACAUGCAUGCAUAUGGUCCAACAAUAUGUCUCCCCCUCUCC